CCAUUCGACCCUCGUUAACGUGAUUGUGAAUGUGUAUGUUAAAUGUUUAUUGUGGCAAAAUUUAUAGAUAACAAUCAAUAAAAAAAAUCUAAAGUCUUAACUUUGUUACAAGUUACUGCUUUUUACUCGAAGACACUCACCCUAUUAUUGUUGAUGUUAAAUGCAUUAAUUUGUUAGACAUUUAACAGAAUUAAGAAUUCAGCAAACGGCUAACAUUAAUAUAUACUUCUUCUUUUGAAGUAUGAAUAGCUCAGCUGCCAAAGUUGGUGAAAUUUUCACAGAAGCAGGUGCUGCUUUUAACAAACUGGCUGAAAUGACUAUGACAUUACAUCCUUUAGCUGAACAAUCUACGAAUGCACAUGCAAAAACUCCUACUAAAAGGAAAACAACAGAUGAACGCAUUUCAACACAUUCUGGACCUACAAAUCAGAACCCUGGACAUACAAAACAGUCUGUGGGCAUGCAUCAUGUUACACUGAAUAUGCUCAAUGCGCAAGAAAAUGAAAUGGAUGUGGAUGACAUGGGUCGUGAUGUGAAAUUGGAGUUUGAAUCAAGCACGGAAGAAGUUGUCACAUAAAUAUAAUUCAUUAUAAUUGUUGUAUUUGA
Molecule: messenger RNA, 606 nt
Organism: Pieris napi
Lineage: Eukaryota; Metazoa; Arthropoda; Insecta; Lepidoptera; Pieridae
Exons: 5
Coding region: 242-577 (111 amino acids)
Source: RefSeq, a predicted model, not a curated record